AUGGAGAACGACUUUCUUGAUAAAGUGGAAGACAAUGCCACUGUCCGUAUAUGGUCAGAGAAAGUGCAAUUGGAAAAGGGAGACAGUCUAGCCAAGGAUUAUGUGUUAGAGCUGUGGGACUACACUCGUAUUAGUGUGACGCAAAAUAGCCUUCAGGAGCUAAGGGAAAUAUGGGAUAAGUGGAAUGAUGAGAACAAGCAGUUGGUCUACUCUAAUUAUGGAGACUUGCCAUAUUUGCUUGACAUCAAGGUGGAUGAACAAUUGUUUCGGGCCCUUGCUCAAUAUUGGAAUCCUGCAUAUAGCUGUUUCACUUUUGGCAGAGUAGAUCUAGUGCCUACGGUGGAGGAAUAUACGGCUUUACUGUAUUGUCCAAGGUUUCAGGUGGAUAAAGCAUAUUCUAGAGCCGCGUAUGUCCCGGCAUUUUGGAAGAAAUUGAUGAAUAUUACUAGCAUGGGCGAGCAGUGGAUCAAGGCCAGGAUCAAGCAGAAAGGGGAGUGUAAAUGUAUUCCAUGGAAGAAUUUACGAGACUUGAUCCUAGCACAUCCUGAUGGGAAAAAGAAGGUCGAUGUGUUUUCUUUGAGUAUCUACGGGUUAGUGAUUUUCCCUAGAGCAUUGGGGCACGUUGACGAAGCGGUUUCAGAUUUCUUUGAUCGGUUGGGUAAAGGGGUCACGCCUGUUCCUGCGAUUUUGGCUGAGACAUUUAGAUCUUUGAACGCGUGUAGGCUAGCUGGUGAAGGCAGAUUUAUAGGUUGUGCACAAUUGUUGAUAGCUUGGUUCCAUAUUCAUUUCUGGAAGGUUGACAAAGUUUCGUAUCGGGUUUUCUCUGGGCAUUACUCCCCGUUAAAAGAGAUAGUGGAGGAUGAUGUGGAAUGGAGAGCUCCUUGGUUGAUUCCUGAUGAAAUUUUCUACCAUUGUGGAAGCUUUGACUGGGUUCCGUUGCUAGGGAUUCGGGGAGCCGUUGGGUAUGCACCUUUACUGGUCCUAAGGCAAUACAAUUCAAGACAGUUUGUGCCGGCAACGCAUGGUUUAGCUCAAUGUGAGUUCUUGUACCGAGGAGAAAAUUACAAUAAAAAGGUGAAAGAAAUUUCUCAGGCUUGGAAUUAG
Gossypium raimondii (Peruvian cotton) is the source of this 1104-nucleotide messenger RNA. RefSeq lists its product as uncharacterized. Lineage: Eukaryota; Viridiplantae; Streptophyta; Magnoliopsida; Malvales; Malvaceae. The record is from RefSeq and is a predicted model, not a curated record. The transcript has 2 exons. Bases 1 to 1104 code for a protein of 367 amino acids.